Rhipicephalus sanguineus (brown dog tick) is the source of this 929-nucleotide messenger RNA. Its product is annotated as proline-rich nuclear receptor coactivator 2 A-like. The coding region runs from base 434 to 898 and encodes 154 amino acids. Gene Ontology annotation, cellular component: nucleus. The record is from RefSeq and is a predicted model, not a curated record. The transcript is spliced from 2 exons. NCBI's taxonomy places the organism in Eukaryota, Metazoa, Arthropoda, Arachnida, Ixodida, Ixodidae.
CUGUCGCGCGCAAGCAACUCGUCUAUUCUUCGCCAUCUUCGAUGUUGAGGGCUUCUUCGCGAAUAUGGAACGCACACUGACGUGAGCGCUUGAACAGCAUCUUGCUGGUGGAGAGUUUCUCGAGAUAUCGAUGCGCUGCGUGCGACACUUCUGUUGACCAUUUUUGUUCGGACAGUCUCGUUUUAUUGUGUGGCGGCUCGGCGUUCCGAAGUGAAGCAAGUAGCCCUCGAAACUGACCGCCAUCUCCUUGUGUGUACCUCAUCUGCCAAUCCCUUUCCGAGGUGGGUCGCCCCCUUGAUUUUGUUCCUGAUUGUUCUCGUGCUGCGGCAGCGCAGCGAUACCGUGCCGAGAGACUUUGUUGUUGGGGCGACUACGUCCUCGUAUUUUGUGUGCGCAACCACUUCGGCCGCCAUCUUGUUUGGACGGGCCCAUCAUGGCUACCAGGGUCGGGCAAGCCGUCGGUCCGGUCGCAUUCGGACCCGUGCCACGUCGCCGCGACCGGCAAGCUGGCAGCGGCGCACACCAUGCGCAGCGAAACAAUGCAGUGCCUCCAAAGAAAACAUUCAAAGCAGCGACCCCGUCAGCUGCCAAAAACUCUGGCCGCGUUCCAUUGUUCACUAAGAGCGCUUCGUCAUCGCCUCCCUUGGGACACUACGCCGGUCCAAAGUUCAGCGAGCCACCUUCCCCGGCCGCAUUGCCACGACCGCCAGUCCACUGGAUGUCUUGUGGUGCCUUGCAAGCCGCAUCACCCGAGGUUUGCCUCGAGAUGACCAACCAGCUGAAGACUCUCCUCAAGAUCAAAACAAGGCGUCUCUCAGGCAUAUCUCCUAGGACCGUUGCUGGUGACACCGUUCACAGGAUUGCCUGGAGACGGGCUGUACUUUUAUGUUUUUUUUAACAUCUGCCGGAAAUAAAUGCUGUUCAUCCGA